Messenger RNA from Symbiodinium necroappetens, 375 nucleotides. NCBI's taxonomy places the organism in Eukaryota, Dinophyceae, Suessiales, Symbiodiniaceae. The record is from the annotation of a GenBank genome assembly.
AUGGAGUUCCAGCGGGUGGCCGGUGAGGACGGCCUAGACCAGCAGUCCUUCGUGGAGGCUUUAACGCGAGCCUGCGGCGAGAGCGUGUCCAGCCUCCAGGCAGAGAAGCUCUGGCUCGGCUACUUGCAGCAAAGCGAGCUCAGUGGAUCCAUGGUGCUGGCAACCUUCUGGGCGAUCUGUGAGGCCGUGUCACAGGGAGAUGUCCAGGCUGCGGAGUUCGCUGACAUGACCGUGGAGGAGUAUGUGUCCUACGGAGCUGCGGAAGCUAGGGCGGACUUCAGGCUGCAGCACGACUUCAAGCUGCUCAUUUGGGCCGACUCCUUCGUCAGAGUGCAGCAGAAGCUCCUCCGUCCCAGAAUCCCGGGUUGGCGUAAC